AUAGGUAUAUGUACACUAGAGACUCGAGUGGUAUUCGCUGAUGGUCUCGCUUGCUCGCGCGCCACCGGAAUCAGUUGGCCUCGGCCCAACGCGACUGACGCUACCGUAAUACCCUACUUGAGUGAAUUUUUCUCGGCCGUUCAUUUGUAUUAUUUUUGUUUUGUUGGUUUUUCCCACUUCUCCCUAAGCGCGGUUCGAUGCUUCGUUAUUAAUGUAGAGAAAACCACUAGUCGAAGGGGCCUGCAAAACAAUGAAAAUCGGUCGCGUGAAACGAGCCCUCGGGAGCUUUUCUGCCUAACAAUCGCGCCGUAAGUAUUGUACACGUAUGUAUAAUAUACUCGUCCGCGACGGCGAUCGAUCCAGGAUAAGCAGGUGUUCCAAUUGCGAUAAUUGUUCAUUACUACAGGCAUACACAAGCGCGCGGUACACCGAAAAAAAAAAAAAUAAAUAAAAAAAAAAAAAAAAAAAAAAAAAAAAAAAGGUCCAAAGAUGAGUCGCUAGGCCUUGUUUUUCCAUAUCAUUUCGAUCCGUCGUUCCGUUGGUGAUGCGAACUCCUCGUCUUUGUAUUUAUUGGAGCCGCGCACGCGUGUGUGCAUCCACUUUAUUCGUGAGCGCCAAAGCGCCAGUCGAUUCGGUUGAGAGCGUUUUCGCGCGAGCCGCGCUUCUCCGAUAAGACGAGCAAACGCGCGCCCGUCGAAUCCACGAGUGUCGAAAACACAAGGGUUCAAUCGGUUAUCUGCGGAAGCGAGAGACAAUAGAGAGCCAUCGCCAUAAAUAUACACACAGUGAAUCAUGAGGCUUUCCGCGUGUCUCAUGCGGCGCGAUGCCGUUUUUUCUUUUCCUUAUCGUCCGCGCUGGUGAUAAAUAAUUCUGGGCUUGUGGUGCGGCGAAUACACGACACUUUACAUCCGACGGGGGACAAGCUCGCUUCUGUUCUGUGUCGCGUUCCAUCGAAACCUUCCCAACUUACUUUUACACCCGUUAGUACAUGUACAUCGCCUCGUUUAAAUUGAACAAGUGCAACGUUGUCGAGGUAGGACGUUUCGGGACGAAAUGAGGCUCUGUCGCAUUGCAUCGGGAAGUCACAGGAGGAGGCCGAGCAACAAUGCAGCAACAACACUCGCCUGCCUGGCGCUGCUAGCGACGACAGCUCGCGCGAUGAUAUGCUACAGAUGCACGGUGCUACCGCCCCAGUACGUCGGGGACGUGGACCAGCCGUGCUCGAAAUUCGACGCCAGCUCGAGGUACUACCACGACUGUCCGGCUUCGACCUUCUGCGUGAAGCGAAUUAUUCAUUAUCGGCUGCCAAACGGAACGCUGGUAACCACGGCCGAGAGGAACUGCGCCUCCCAAAAAUUCGUCUUCCAAGACUACAACUACAAGGACAGACAGUGGCACGCCAAAGAAUCCGUCAACACGGAAAUUUACUCGGAAGGCUGUUUCAAGGGAGAAGACAGGGGAGCGCCGAAUGGGCCCUCGGAGUACUGCUACUGUUCCGGGGACUACUGCAACGCGUCGCCCCCGGUAGCUCGACCACUUGGAAUCGUCGCUGUUCUUCCCUUUCUUCUAGUCCUCGCUGUGCAUUUGCGUUCGAGCUGACUAUGGCCUUGAAUUAUUUAAGCUGAGAUCGUUUAUCUUUCUUAUUCUCCGUUCUUCCGUGGUACGAGGCUAGUGGUUCGUCGAUGAUUCCACGCCUUUGGGGGAAAAAGAUUAGACGCGAUCUCUGAACGCACGAUAUUACGAAACGCUUGUGAUAUGAGAAAAAAGAAACAAAAAUAAAAAAAAUAGAUGUACAUAUUUUUAA
Copidosoma floridanum is the source of this 1804-nucleotide messenger RNA. RefSeq lists its product as uncharacterized. Gene Ontology annotation, biological process: positive regulation of voltage-gated potassium channel activity; sleep; regulation of synaptic transmission, cholinergic. Lineage: Eukaryota; Metazoa; Arthropoda; Insecta; Hymenoptera; Encyrtidae. The record is from RefSeq and is a predicted model, not a curated record.